ACUUGACUUAUGGCUUGUGGGCGGAACGGAACGUUAACUAGCGCACUCUCGACUCAGUAUUUGGAACUACAGAAAAAAAAAAUUAGAAGGUGCAUAUUAUUUGAAAAUAACUUAAGUUAGCUGACAGAAAUAAGCAUCGCAUAAUAACAAUUUAUUAUAGUACUCAAGGUAAAGUUAUGCACGUGUUUCUGAUCAGAAUAAAUUUUAACGGUUUGUGGAUUAAGUAGUUAGUCAAAAGUGCUCCGGUAUUGUAAAUUAACAGAAUUCUUGAUUUUGUGAAGCUUAUUAUGUAACUGUGGCAUACAUUCACGUUGUCAAUAAUUUUACGAUAUUUCUUUUUUAAUUUAUGAUCCUUAAAUUGCGUUAUUGGUGGAGUUGCACUUUUAAAAUAACUGACAAUUUGACUCACCACCGUCAUUUUGCAAGUAGUAGUACUGCGACCGGUGCUCAUGGAAGGCACAAGGUCCAGUGCUGUGCAAUUUUUUUCUUCUUGUGUGUAGUGAAGAUAUUUAUUAUUUGAAAGGUGUACAGAAAAGUGCCGGCACCGUGGAAAGUGCAAAAGGACUUGGAUGGAUCCAAAUAUCGGGUGGUUUCAACCUGAACAAGAAGGACCAGCCAAGGACUUGUGGACACGAAUUUGGGAAGCUCAAAACGGGCUUGACAACAUGAAUAUUAGUGAUGCUAAUUGUAAUGUAGCUCCUAAAGGACAAGAUUACAUUCCACCCGUAAGUGUUACGAACAAUGAUAAUCAAAAACUACGGCCGUCUACGAAUUGCAACACUUACUACAAUCGUACGCGGAGAAAAAGGGAGAACCGAGCGAGUACGUACGGCAUGAACUUCAACCAUGCGGCUUUGAUAGGCGAGCAUGGUGGUUGUCCAUGGAGAGUUGCAAAUAAAGUAUAUUUGCCUGGAGUGGCAGGCCUCCACCAGGAGAUAGAGGACUUCUUCCAGUACAUGUGCCCCACGCCCGAAGAGCACGAGCUCCGCCAGGACGUAGUCACGAGGAUAGAGAAGGUGGUCGUGUCCCGGUGGCCGGAGGCCAUGGUCAAGGUCUUCGGCAGCUUCCGGACUGGUCUCUACCUGCCCACGAGCGACAUUGACUUGGUGGUGAUCGGGAACUGGAAGGAGCCGCCCCUCAGAAGUCUGGAACAGGCGUUGCUGGAGCACGGCAUCGCUGACAAAAACUCUCUGAAGGUCCUGGACAAGGCGUCUGUGCCCAUCGUAAAGCUGACCGACAAAGUGUCGGACAUCAAGGUCGACAUCAGCUUCAACAUGAGCAACGGUGUGAAGUCGGUGGAGCUCAUCAAGGAGUUCAAGAACAUGUUCCCAGUCCUGCCCAAGUUGGUGUUUGUCCUGAAACAGUUCUUGCUGCAGCGAGACCUCAACGAAGUGUUCACGGGCGGCAUUUCGUCGUACAGUCUCAUUCUCAUGACCAUCAGUUUCCUGCAGCUUCACCCGCGACAAGAUGCCUACUCCCCGACUGCAAACCUAGGUGUCCUGCUCAUAGAGUUCUUUGAGUUGUAUGGACGCAAGUUUAACUACAUGAAGACUGGCAUCAGGAUAAAGGAUGGAGGAAUGUACAUAUCAAAAGAAGUGGUUCAGCGCGACAUGAUAGACGGUCACCGCCCGUCCUUGCUGUGCAUAGAGGACCCCCUCACGCCGGGCAACGACAUCGGUCGCAGUUCAUACGGGGCACUGCAUGUCAAGCAGUCCUUUGACUACGCGUACAUUGUGUUGACGCAGGCUGUCAACCCCAUGUAUAGGUGUUUCAGCGAUGCCAACACCAGUGUCCUGGGGCGAGUUAUCCGCGUGACGGACGAAGUAAUUUCGUAUCGCGCGUGGAUCAAGACAGAGUUCCCGCUGUCAAACACCCAGCAGGGCCAGUCGUACGCAGCUGUGACGUGCACCAGAAAGCCAGAGGACGACUCCCUCAGCUCUUCGAGUGGCAGCAGCGAACCAUCGACUCUCGACUCGGCCAGUUCCAACUGCAGCGACACUGAUUCGGAGAGCAGCAGGGGAUCGAACACCGGUGUUGUGCCGGCGACCAACACAGUCGUGCUGAUGCCAAACAUCUACCCGCACAUGAUGGCCCAGCGGGGUCCAGUCUCGCAUCGGGGGUACUCGAAGCAACGCCGGUUCACGUCCCCCCAAGUUGCCCACCAACCACCUCGCAACAGCUACCCCCACCACCAGUCGCUGCAAGGCGGCGGCAACAUGGACAUGCAGAACUCGUAUGUGGUGAUCAACCAAAAGGGCCUCCGGGGAGCGCCCGCGAAGCGACGCAAGAACUACAAUGUGCGAUGAUGUUGGGUGCACCUCGGUCUUUCCUGCAGCUAACCCAACAGUUGGAGCCGCGGAGAUUCCUGCUUCUGCGAACAGGACACAAUCCGAAAGUACAAAUUUUCAUUUCAUAUGUCUGGUAGGUUUGAAAGUGGUUGGAACUUUUUGUUGUACUUAUUGCACUCGGACAUUUGUAGUUAAAAUGUCAAACAAUUUUUUUUUUUCUUCAUCAUGGUGAAAGGCAUUUGGCAAACCUUCAUUUCAGACAUAACUGACUCAUUGAAGGAGGCAAGGGGAGGCAGAUGUUUAGUGGGUGCAGAAUUUUCUGAUAGCAAUUGAGUUACACUUAUUUUUUUAUAAGAAUUUCAUAUUUCAUAUGGAUAGUUCUCCUUUGAAAAGGUCAUGAUUGUUUUAUUUUCGGCUGAAAGUUUUACUCCAAUAGUCUGUAACACACUUGUAAUAAAAAUUAUGGCUGAGUACAGCAGUAUGGGUGUUUUGAGGAUUUACUGGUUGUUUGGUAAGUCAUGUUUAGAGACCCUAUUUUGUGGUAAAUAAGAAUGACAGAUUUCGGCAUAAAAAUUGUGCUGUUUCAGUAUGUUAAGGCGGUGAAUUUUAUCAUAUUUCGUUGCAAAAGCUGUGGAAAAAAAAAUUGGCCUAUAUAUUAUUUAUUGAAAAUUUUUGGUUAAAAAAAGUGACUGUAUGUAGCAGUCUUGUAAACAAAACCAUAUUUUACACAAACAAAAAUGCACAAGAGUAAAAGUGGGCUAUAUUAUAUAAGAACUUCUAAAAGUUACUCACCAGCAGUACAAAACACAAAGGGCAGAAAAAUAAUAAAAGUACAAUAACAACAUAACGCUAAUUAAAAUAUGAUAACAUGACUUCCAUGUUGGAUGGUUUCAAGUUAUAGCUUUUGUCUGUUAAUACAUUUCCAUAAGCUGAAAAAGCACGUUCACAGUCAACAUUGGUCACUGGCAUCCACAAAACAUUUGCUGCCAAUGUUGCAAAAACUGGAUGCUCCUCCUUCAGUCCCAGGACAACAUCAAGGAUGCUUCCAGAGUCUUGCUUCUUCAUUGAUUCUUGAAGUGCUUUGUAGCCUUUCAGGAAGUCUAAUUUACUGUUUUCUUUGAGCAGUGGUACUUUUUGUGUCAAAGCAUGAAGUUUAUCGUCAGCAAUAUUACUGAUAAUAUUUUGCAAGUCAAACAAAAUACCCAAGCUCUUAAAACACUCACGAGCUGGAUCUUGCAAGACUAACUCAUUCAAUUUUGUGAGACACUUUGCACCUAGGCUCCUUAACUGAGCUUUCACCUCACCUGACCGAACAGACGGAAGUGUUUUGAUGAUUUUCGUGGUCUUAUCACCCAUGAUGCCAUCUGCCAGCAACUCAAAACUGUUCUUGAGGUCACCAAGUUUGCCGCACAAUUUAUGCACCAGUGGUUUCUUGCCAGAUUCCAGUUCCACUUUGUGAUUUGAGAGUUGCUCAAAAUGCUCAAUUACAAAAGUGGCUUGGCAACUGAUAACAUUAAUAGCAGACUGUGACAAACUCUUGAAGUAAUCAACUGCUGGAACUGACAGAUCUAAUGUGGAUACAACAUAUUCCACUACAUCAACAAGAUAAUCAACAAUGUACUUAACUGCAAAAAACCAUGCAUUCCAUCGAGUCAGUAUGGGUGAUGGAAACAGAUUGCUGGCUUUCUCCCCCUCAGGAUACUUUUCUUUCAGGAAGGUGACAUAGUUGUUUCCUUUUGCGAGUAUUUUGAAACAGCUGCUUAGUCUUCGCAAUGCAUUCAUUCAAUUUCGGCAGUGCUUGUGGCCAUAAAGACUGAAUAAUACUGAGUUUGUGGUCCCAGAAUUGCACAUGCAACAGUUCUUCUGAUAUAAGAACUUUCAUUGAGUUAAUGCACUUUGUCAUAUAGCGUGCACUAUCACUCACAAUGCAGACAAUGUCGUCAUACUUCACUUCAAAUUUGCUGUAACAGUCUAGAAGUGCCCUUGAGCAUUCAGUCGCUGUAGAUGAUUUCAAGACCGAAACAGAUCCAAUGAAAAGAUCUUGCUCUGAAGAAUCUGCCAUUGUUUUUAACAGUACAUACUAUAAAUACACACUGUCCUUUUCUGUCAGUCGUUUUGUUGCAGAACACUGCGAAUUUCUUUCCUCGAAGGCACUCUUUAAUAUGAUAUUCUUGUUGCUCUUGUACAAGUGGAACAUAAUUCUGCCUUAGUGAUUCUGCUUUGGAUAAAUCACCUGAUCCUUGAAUGUAUGCAGUAAACCACUCCCUUAGAGACGGAUGAUCCAAUUUCUCUAGCGGAACAUUCACACUCAUGAAAGCCUUCGUCGUUGCACAAAUAAAUUCUUUCUUGUCAAGUUUUGCCGUCUUAGUUGCCGAAGUAGAAGUACACUUGAACACAGACAACUGCUGUUUAAUUCCUGACCCACUACUUCUUUUUUCUUUGUGUGUUACUCUGUUCGUGCAGUGUUUCACGCAGGUGUCUCUCCGUUGCCAUUCAAUUCUUUGGUUACAGUAUUUGCACAUUAGGAUAUGUUUGGCUUUAUCGAAUACAUAAAAACCUUCACUUUCAAAUUCUUGCACACGCUGAAACACGGACACAAUUUUUGGCAUGAUUACGAUUACUCUACUUAAUUGUGUGCCGUAUCCACGCGGUCAAUGUUGUUUGUUUUUACAAUAUUUAAUUUCCUUUUUAGUAGCCCAUAGAUACAAUAUUGACGAAGGUGAUGCACAAUGGUCUGCACAUCUUAAGCCAUCUACCUUCAGAUCUAUCUAGUGGCGCAAAUGGAACUACCAUUAUUUAAUCCACAUUCAGAUCCAUCUAGUGGUGCUUAUGAAACUACAUACAAUAGAAGUUUGCUUACUUUUUUUACAUACACCUUCAUCUAAGGAACGGACCUUUAAUAUUAUUGUUGACGUGCCACAGACGACCUUCCAGCUCCAGCAUCUAGUAAACUUGUUUUUGGGAGUUAUGUAUGUUAUUAGUGUGAUGUUAAUAUUACGUUUAACAAGCGUUUUCCACAGGAUUUAGUGUAAAAAUCGGUCAAUUUCGCGAAAAUUUGUAAUUAAUGAAUUAUUUCACAUUUUCCUUGGAAAUAAGUCAAUUUCGCUGUUAAUUUCGCAUCGCGAAAAAAUAGGGUCUCUAGUCAUGCUUGAUAAGUUUAGAUAAUUAUUUUUUUUUGGGCGUUGUUGGUCUUUUGGUGGAAAUACACAGUGAACCUUCACUAUAAAGUAUUUCUCUUUAAAUGGGGUGUCUACAUUCUAUAAAUUCAGGGAAAGGUCAGGGAAUUUAUUUGAAAACCUGGAAAAGCCGUGGAAAUUCCUCAGUCAUAGUAAUUUAAGGGGAAAAUGCCAUGCUCCGAUAUGACGUCACCCAGACUUAAAAUAUGUUUUUACAGAUGUUGUUUUAGUGUAUAGUCAUACACACUGUAAAAUGGCAUAUGUAAGUUUCUGUGUGAACAAUUUUGGGUCGUAGUAAAGUCAGGGAUUUUUUUUAUUACAGAUUUGUGAGGAAAUCCUGUUAAUUAUUUCUCAUUUCAAAGUACAGUCAAGUCUCAUUAAUACAAACCUGAGGGGACCAAAAAAUUUACAUUUUGUAAUAACUAGAUUUGUAUUAACCAUAUUUUAUGCCUUCGAGAAAAAUUACCUAACCAGGUACCGUAUUUACUCGCAUAAUGUCCGCAGUAAUUUGGCUACAUUUUUGACAAAAAAAAUGGGGUGUGGACAUUAUGAGGUGAAGUCCGGAAAAAAAUUUUUUCCUCAAAAUUUUACGUUUUGUGUAGAGUAAACAAAUUGUUCUCUCAUAAUUAGUUUACUAGCAGAGCGCUGGUGACUGGCGACCCUCCACAGCAGACGUGAGAAAUGUGACAGGUGUCGAGAUAAUUGGGUGUUGGCGAUUAGUGGAAGACGCCACUCAUUUUUUUUCUUCUCUCACUCGCGUGUGCACGCUUACGUUCAGAAGCCGCAGCCAGCCUACACAAAAUAAACGCUUUGCGUGAAAAGAUAUUUUUUUAAUCUUUCAUUGAGAUGGUCACUGACGGCACGGAGCAGAUGUCUAAUGUCUGCAUUAGCCGGCGCCGGCGAGCCUCCCUCCCCGUCCCUUGCCUACUGUGUGUAUAAAAAAACCGUGCGCAUGUACCCCCACCACUUCUCCGCUACCUCCCCUACUUUGUGACGUAGUGUGAGUUGACGUGUACUGGCUUGUGCUGGAUAUAGCCCAUCCCCUUGCAACUCUCGUGACGUCGCAGGCAGCUGCGCAGUAGAGUGCGAGUUUCUGAGUCCGGACGGUUUCACCACGCUACAAAACCCUCUCAGCGACUGCUCCGGAGAAAUGAACAACUCAAGGUCAAAGCAUUGUUGACAGCGUCGGUAAAUUUCCAUCCCGUUACUGCGCCUUUCAGGGGUGGCCAAAGUUGCUUUGUCUGGUGCGGACUUUAUGCUGAUUUUAAAAAAUUCCAUUUCAAGUAUUUAAAAAUAAAUGUGCGGACUUUAUGCGAUUAAAUACGGUACGUAGCGGAUAAAAAGAACUUGCAUAAAUAUUACGAUAAGGUAUGUUUCGUUUUUUUAAAAUGUUUUUUCAAUGUUCUGAUUUUUUAGUAUCGUCUACAACGAAGAAAGAGGGAGAUCCAAUUCUUUUGCAAUUUCAGUUUUUGUUUUCUUGCAGCUGUCCACUUCAUUUAUGAUUUUAAGCUUUUCCGCUAAUGUUAACUUGUUUUGUUUGCGUUUCGUAUUCAUUGAUACAAAUAAAUGCAAAUCUGCCAUGCACAAAUAACAAUAAUUAGUUAUUCGUUCACAGUUUCAGAUAAAUCACUGUAUGCAACGUAAUAUAAACAAUGGCAGCGACAAUGCCAUAGAAGUACGUAUUUCGGUUAUACCAUGAAAAAAGAAUACACAACCCAACGAAAAACAAUAUACAUAGAGGCAGAUUGCAUUCCGUAGUUCCACAUUUUGCCACCAGAGGCCUGAAAAUUUUGAAUAUCGGAAGUAUAUUGACGCACAGAACCUAACAUUAUCUGUUGCAUGUUUACACAAAUCGACGCUAGAGGCGCGCCCGUGAUGUAAAUAUUUCUUUACUUCAGCUCAAGUGCGAGUAUUGCUGCUGACGCUGUUUUCAUCUCUGAUUUUUCGGUGUGUUUAUUUUCAUUUCUUACAAUGGCAAAGGGCGAUAAAUUUGCUACGUUCCGCAAACGUUUUGGGCAUUCCGAGAGUAGUAAUUAAAAUUUGUAUUAACCAUUAUAAUUACAUAUAUGUACAAAUACUUCUGUAUGGGAUGAAAAUCAACUUCGAAUUACAUAUUAACCGUAUUUUGUAUAAAACAAAGUUUGUACCAUUUAAAAGCCUAUUCUGUUUGCCGGGACCAGAAAAUUGCUUCAUAUAAAUGAGAAUAUAUUAAACGGGUUCGUAUUAAUGAGACUAGAAUAUAUUUUUUUCAGAGCCAUGCAAGAUGUUUUACAUUUAGUAACAUAACAGCUCAUUGCAAAGUACUGUGGAUGUUUUCAGGUAUGUUAUGAUAUUUCACUGAAUUAUUUUACGGCUAUUCCAUUGCCAGCGAGUGCUGUAGACAUUAAUCUUAGACAUGUAUUUUCUUGUAUAAACAUAUCUAGAGCUUGCAUUCUUGUAAAAAAUUCCUUGUUUUAUCAAGUUAAGUAAAUCAGUAAAUUUUUAAAAUCCUUAAAGGCUCUGUCUUGUGUGCCAUGUUGAUUUUUUUUGUCAUUACUUUUUAUUUAAAGGCUAUAUUUAAAUUUUUUAACCUUUUAACAUCCAUGAAACCAUGAGACUACACUGAGAAUAUCUGUUGAAAAUAUUUGUGGCAGAACAAAAAAUGCCAGGGAGGUAUCAAGUUAAAAUUUUAGAAAUACAUAGUCCUUAAUUAAAAUGUAAUUAUUAAAAGAAAAAAUCAACAUGAUUUGUGAGGUCGAGGCUUGCACAAGCUUUCUUUGCUGUAAAGUUAUUCCAUGUACCUGAAUUUGGGCGACAGUAAUUUAAGUGCUAAUGAGACAGUUAAUUUUUUGUAAUUAUAUAUACAUUAUUUUAUUGAGUUCCUAAUGCUUGUGAAAAAUUUUUAGUCCUGGAUUAGUAUGUUAAACUUAAUCUUGCAUGGAUCUGAAAAUAUGUACUUUAAAGUGAGAUAUUUUAUAAUGAUAUUUCGCUGUAUUGUUUCGUCUGAUACAUAAUUGCAGCAUUACACCUGAAUAUGCUACAUAAAGAAAAAAAUUAAAGAAUGCCAGCAGUGUACAAAAGAAGUUUAGUAUUUCAUUUUUUUGACAUUGUACACAUUUUUAGAUUUGUGUAAAUAUUUGGUAGAGCAAUUUAUUGAUUUUGAAACAUAAAAAACAUUCAUUUUCCAUAUCUUUAAGAAAAUUUUUGGAUAACGUCAGCGAAAGAAAAAUUAUUUAAGUUAGUUGAAUAAUUGAGUGCCUAAAAGAAUUCUUUGGUUUUGUAUGAAUUUACUGUGAUAGUUUUUAGAAACCAUUUUGAUUGAAAAAAAGUAUGUAUUUAUUAUAAAUUUCCAUUUGUUUAAAUAAGCAUCAUAACUGUUCAGUUGGCAAAGAUGUCUUCAAUAAGAAGCUCUAAAAUAGAAGUAAUUGAAUGUAGGUUGACAUUGAAUGUAAAACGAUCUCAAAUUCUGUACAAGGAAACUUCCAACGUAAGGUAACCACCAUUUUCAAAAUUGUCCAAAAAAGGGCUAACCUGACAUGUGAGAAUGUUUGCUUUUUAUUUAAGUUUUUAGGAAUUUCAUAAUGAAGUUUUAAUCUGAAAAGUUAAACUAAUAAUAGGGUAACCCUUUUUUUUAUUUCUAAAAUUUUAGGCCCCUUUACUAAUUAAGUCUAGUAAAACUUCUGCUUUAAAGUCAAAUUACAUUAGCCUUUUUUUUUUUUUUAAAUUUUUCAUUGAGAAUAAAAUGACACAAUUCUAAAAUCAAUUUUCAUUUGAAGGUGCAUUUUUGCAAUAAAAUUUCAUUUUCACAGAAGUGCUCUAAGUUAUUUUUCUAUUACAGAAUAGUAAAAUUGCCCAAUCAAGGUUUUGUUUGUAUAGUUUUGCACAAUUUAAAAUAAAUAUUGAUGAAAUUUAAAAUCUUAUAAAAUGUAUUGACGGUUAGCCAUAAAAGCAAAUUUGGCUUCGGCCUGUGUAAGGUGCUACUUCUUAAUUCGUCUAGAUUUUUACACUUGUUUUUAUUUUUGAAUUAGUUGAAAACCAUUUGAGCUUAAUUUACUGAAAAAUAUAUAUUUUUAAUGGUUUAGUUAUUUUUUUUUUACAAUACCUCAUCAAUAUUCUCAAAAAUUUCGUCUUGUCAUUAUUUAAAAUUCCUUAAAUUUUCCUAAAUUUUAGUAUUGGUUGUGUAAAACUGCUUAAUAAAUUUAAAAUUCCAUUUGCAUUAGAACAGAUAGUUGCAAGAGUUUUUUAGUAAGAUAAAAUUUGCGUUCAUGAACUACAAAAUACAAAGAAAUUUGUUAAUAUUCAUUUACUUUGUUUACAUUAAUAGAGGCCAACCCCUACAUUUGGAUGCCCCUUUCCACUAAAAAAGUAAUACAUUUUUUUCCUUGUUCUAUAUCAGAAUCACUAUCACCAACUUGCUUUAAAACAUUUGCUAAUUUUUCUACAUCUUUCCACCACGGUACAUUAUUCUCCCAGUACCUAUCUUGGUACAGUUGUUUGUCUGUUUGGCAUAGUGUACAACCUUGAGUUUGUAAUUAUUUCGGGGAAAAAACUCGAGGUUAAAAUUCAGUUUAUCUCAUGUUGACCAUAAAUUGAGGUUGACAUAACAUUUAAGGGAAAAAAAAUAUUUUUAAGCUUAAACAAGCAUACCAACAUGAAAGUAACAAUGAUUUAUGAACAGUUAAGUGCAUUUACAUGAUUUUGCUUUUUUUAAUAUUUAAGUCUACAUGAAAUUUUUUUUGUGCAUGAUCCCAGGCCAAACUAUCUUUUCAUUAGCUCUCUUUAGUAAUAAAAAAAAAACCAGGCCUCUUUUAUGAACAUUUGCCAUAUUAAUUUUGGCAUUCAAAUUUGUAAAUUUUGGUAACCAAACCUUAUCAUAUACUACCUUUUUGUUGGUUAAAAACUUUUAGUAAUUUAGUAAUAAAUUUUUUUUAAAUAUUUUUUGAGUUUUUAAUAUGUGUACACUGUACAUAGCUGUGUACUCACUCAUACUAUAUACAGUCCAGUCUGUGUACUCACUCAUACUAUAUACAGUCCAGUCAAAUGGUUUUCCUGUAAAAAAAAUUGCUGAAGUUUUUUUUUCAACGAUUCUGUAUGUUUUUUGGAGUGCUAAAUCCUGAUUUCAAGUUUGCUGCUUUGUAGGUAGGCUUCACAAUUUAAAUUGUAAAAAAAAAAAAAAAAACUAUGUUACUGCCUGCAAUUGUUUUUUGUGAAAAUUGUUUUUUGUGAAAAUUGUUGGGUUGCAAAAAAAAUUGCAAUUGAAGUUUUGCCAAUGCCUGCACCGAAUUAACUUUAAUUUGUAAAGUUUUUGGAAACAUGCUAGAAAGUGAUUUUGUGAAAAUUGGGUUUUUCAGCGUCGUGAGCAGCCUUACGGUUAGGUUUGUUGCGAGACCCCGACGUUCCUGCGAGUGCGCACAGUAUACGCGGUGUAGUAGUUUGUCCAGCAGACUUUGGAACAUUGAAACAACUUCGGCGAUGCUGCAACCGCGGUGUGUUGUCCAUGAGGAGAAAAAAAGUGAACCUAUUAUGUGAUACAUUUUGCUGUGUGAAAUAUUGUGUACCAUGUUCCAAGUAAUUAUCCCGUGACAACCGAUGGUUCCAGAGCAUGCGUGCACGCUUGAUCAUACAUAAUUUGCCAUAUAUUUUGCAAUAUUUAGUGCAGCAAUAUAUCUAGUGUAUAGUGUUAAUUGUGAUCUGUUCGUUGAGUACGUGUUGUAAAUUAUUUGUAUGAAUGAUUGCUUGUUGGUUUACGCGCGAUGACUGAAAGUGGUUGCCGCAAAAAUGUUUUCCUGACCUUUUGAGAUAUCUUAGUACAUGAACGUUUUUAGAAAUGAAAUUUUAUGUGAAGACUGCGUUAAUACUUUUUAAUCUGUGCUGCUGCAUCUUGAGUUUUGUUAGCUUAUUUAUUUAUUUUUUUGUUGUCAUAUUAAUAAUCUUGUUUGCAUGUUCAAGCAUGUUGUUUAUCCACGAGUGAGGAGUUACAAAAGAAUAUAUUACAGCAGCAGUGUGAUUUAUAACAAUCACGAAAGUCAUUUAUACUUCUUUACCAUAAAACAUGAUCAAUAUAUAGUUGUAAAAUUUGUAUGAUAUCCCUUGAAAUAAAAAGAAUUGUAUAUCUCUUUUUGUUAAAAGUACAAAAUAUGUAAAUAUCACUAUAAAAAAAUAGUUUCUGUACUAUUGUAGUACAUACAUAGUAGCGGUAUCUUAAUUAGUAAAGGUACUCUUGUAAAAUCUUGUUGCAAAGAAAGUUGUAAUUAAAAAAAAAAAGGUAAAAUGUUUGAAACUAAAAAAAAGUGUUGCUGAAAAUUGUUCUCAACACACAAAAAAAGUGCAAAAUAAAAACUUACAAAAGUCAAA
This is a messenger RNA of Bacillus rossius redtenbacheri, 11797 nucleotides long. RefSeq names its product terminal nucleotidyltransferase 4B-like. The transcript has 9 exons. The coding region runs from base 570 to 2306 and encodes 578 amino acids. Gene Ontology annotation, biological process: RNA 3'-end processing. Gene Ontology annotation, molecular function: poly(A) RNA polymerase activity; mRNA binding. Gene Ontology annotation, cellular component: TRAMP complex; nucleolus. The record is from RefSeq and is a predicted model, not a curated record. Lineage: Eukaryota; Metazoa; Arthropoda; Insecta; Phasmatodea; Bacillidae.